Messenger RNA from Prunus armeniaca (apricot), 492 nucleotides. NCBI's taxonomy places the organism in Eukaryota, Viridiplantae, Streptophyta, Magnoliopsida, Rosales, Rosaceae. The record is from the annotation of a GenBank genome assembly.
AUGGAGAAAUCGAAUGGAUUGAGAGGCAGUUACCUGAAUGGAGCUUACCAUCCUUCCCUUUCUUCUUCUCGCGCAGAUGUCAAUUACAGCUGUGGAUCUUGUGGCUAUGAGCUAAACCUAAGCUCCAACAACCGGAACACUUCUACCAUUGGCUCUAACAAGUAUGGGAAAUCUAUAAAGCGAGGGAUUAUAUCAUUCUUUCAAAUCGAUGACAGCAGAUUUACGCAGGUUGAUGAACUUCAAUGUAAACCCCAUUUCUCUAAGCGGUCUUGGGGUUUGUUCAGCCGGAGAACUAAACUGCUUUGUCGCAAGUGUGGUAAACAUAUAGGAAAUGCUUAUGAUGAUUAUACUUCAUCUUCUUUCCCACUAGUAUUAGAUGGAUCGGAUUCAUCCUCAGGCCGUGAACUUUCGAAAUGCAGAAAAUAUGAUGUUAGAAUUCGAUCUUUGCAGCCUUCAAAUUCUGAAGAAUGCGACACUCCGAUUUUCGGUUGA